ACUAAUGGGCCGGUAAAAUUAGGGGUCCACACGAAAAUUGUAUAAAUAGUCGUGUGUCAUCAUUGCCUUCACCCUAAACUGCCGCCGUACAACUAUUCUUUCAGAUCUGAAUCGAUUCAAUCGUGGAUUAGUGUUCCUGAAAAAGUAAAUGGCUCAAACAAACUUGCCUUUCAAAGUUGGUCAAACUCUUGAAGUUAGAUCUUUUGAAGAAGGAUAUCGUGGAGCUUGGUUUCGAUGCAAGAUAUUAAACAUAUACACGAAGGAGGGGAAGCUGUUCUACAGCUUGAAGUAUCUUGAUUACGGUACCGAAGAUAUAUAUCACACACAAGUUUAUCAACGGUUUGAAGAGGAGGAGAAAGAGUGGCUGAUGGUUCGACCAUCAUAUCCACCAUUUUAUUAUGAGCGCUAUGUCCGGAAAAUCGAGGCUGAUCAAGCACCUCUGGUUGCCGUGUAUGGCUCUCGGAAAGUAGGAGACUUGGUUGAUUGGCGGUAUAAAGGCUGUUUCUGGUGUGCAACGGUUAUGGAACUGGAAAGAAAUGCGUUACAGAUUGAGUUGUUUCCACCACCACUCGGUGAAGGAGAGACUUAUAAAGCUUCGCGCGCAGACGUGCGUCCAACAUUAGAUUGGUCACUUGAAGAUGGCUGGACAGUGCCUUCUAUGGAUGGACGGAAAAGUCAAAGUGUUAAACUCUUGAAACGUGAAAAAGGAGAUCAUGUACCUCAAGAUGUUUGCCAAACUGGAAAAGAGCAGAAGCCAGAAAGAGCCAAGAAGCAGAAGACAGAGAGAGUCAAGAGGCAGAAGACAGAGGGAGACAUGCAGCAAGUGAAAGACAGUGAAGAUAUUCGACUAAACAUCGACCAGUCAAAUUCAGUUGAAGCUGCUGUUUGUGACUUGGAAGAGCUUAUUGUUAGAAUUGAGUGGAUAAAAAAGAUGCUAAGCCCAGAUGUUGGAGAAGUUUCAACGUGGAAAUAUCAAGACCACCGCCCAUCGUCCAAGGGAAUGUGAUAUCGAUAGGUUUAGCUGUUAGGAGGUGGAAAUUGCUAGUGAAGUUCGAUGAAGAAACCAUGAGCGAAAUGGGAAAUGAGCGAAAUGGGAAAGAAGAGUUUUGUGCAACACCAGAAAAGACUUAAUGAUUAGGUGGGCUGUAUAUACUUUUCCAGACGCCCUAAGAAUGCUUAGAGCAGUACACAUGUUUUGGAUUUUAGUUGGAAACGAAGGUAAUUAGCCUUUUUAUUGGUUGAGAGAAGAAUGCGCUAGUAUAUUUUUUUUGAUUAACCUCCAAGCCUAUGGAUGGAUUUAGACAAAUCUUCAAACAGAUAGACAUAAAUAAAGGUUCAUACCCAUGUGGAUGUACAUGUUAAGUUAGAUAGACUUAAAACCAAUUGCUGAUAAAAUGAAAGAUCCAU
This is a messenger RNA of Raphanus sativus (radish), 1407 nucleotides long. RefSeq lists its product as uncharacterized. The record is from RefSeq and is a predicted model, not a curated record. Lineage: Eukaryota; Viridiplantae; Streptophyta; Magnoliopsida; Brassicales; Brassicaceae. The transcript has 8 exons. The coding region runs from base 149 to 1006 and encodes 285 amino acids.